This is a messenger RNA of Pseudovirgaria hyperparasitica, 2238 nucleotides long. RefSeq names its product kinase-like protein. Gene Ontology annotation, molecular function: ATP binding; protein serine/threonine kinase activity. The transcript has a single exon. Bases 1 to 2238 code for a protein of 745 amino acids. Gene Ontology annotation, biological process: protein phosphorylation. Gene Ontology annotation, cellular component: cytoplasm. NCBI's taxonomy places the organism in Eukaryota, Fungi, Ascomycota, Dothideomycetes, Acrospermales, Acrospermaceae. The record is from RefSeq and is a predicted model, not a curated record.
AUGUCCGACGGACACAACUUGGUUGACGCUCUGGAGGCCUACCUUGGCCUGUCAGAACCCUCACGCUCCUUGUACCUACAGGAUGUACUCAAAAGGGAGGUCGAAGAUCAGAUUCGAUUUGUCAAUGGCAGUCCGACUCCGCUCGAAAAGAGCAAGCGAACUCAGUAUAUGGCAUCCAUGCCAAACGCGCAUUUCGAAGCUCUCAAGCACGACAUAGUUUACGAGUUACUCAAGAGAGGAAGGUCCAGUACUUAUACCCUACCCGUAGACCUCACCGAUUCUGCUGUGACCGCCUCACAGUUGAGAGAUCUGCGGCCGAUUGUUCCCAGCUUUAUAGAUAACAUGGGCCACGAGCAUUUCCGCACUCUCAUUGCAGAAUUCGUCUGCGAACUAGAUAACCGGUUGGCUACUGUAAUCGAUUCAAGUGAUACUGGGGACUCGGAUUCCAUGUAUGCGUCGUCACUGCAUUCUGGUGUAUCUUCAGUUGUGGAGACGUCGCAGACUGAGCUCACAGAGGCAUCAGGUCUCAUGUCCCGUUCACCACUUGAGCCUUAUGACGGAUGGAGAAUACUUCAUCCGUCACCUCUGAUGGUGGAUGUCCGCCCAUUAGUGCGGGAAGAUUUGGCUAGAUCCAGGUUUUCGCAUGUCAGAAGCAGACCGACUUCUAUAGUAUCCAGACCUCCACCACUUCCUGCAACUAUCACGGAAGAAGACGACCAUGAUGACGAAUCUGGUUACGAUGCAGAUGGUGUUGCCAAGUAUCGACCAGCAAUCAAGCGUUCUUCAAGUCACAGGGAGUUUAGUAAAGUUGGUGCUGAUAUGCCAGACGCGAGACCUGCCACACUACGUAGGAGCAGUGCGGAAUCCACAUUGGACAAUGCGCGAGCAGCAUCCGAGAAUUGGAACGACCAGGGGACUGACAUAUUGAAUGCCCCAGCCACUGCCCCGUCGAUCUAUACGAAGGCACGUAAUAGCGUUCGCUCAAGCUGGAGGAUGAGCAAUUCCUACAACCGUAGAAGCAUCAAGAGAGAUAGCAGCGUAUCGAGCCACCAUAGCUUCUCAUCUGCCAAAAGCUUUGCUACUGCGCAAGCUAGUCUACAUAGCGCGGAGGCUCAUAAUAUGGCAUCUUCUACGAAGUCCAGUGAAUGGCUUGAUUUCCUCCGAUCUCUAUCCUUGAUCCCGGACCAGAUGUCUGAGUUAAACUGGUCAGGGAAAGGGCAACAUGUAGAAUACGAGCCCUCGGAAGAGAAUGAUAUACCCAUUGUCGAGGAGAACCUUCUUGGCCAUACAGCGAGUGCUGUUGUUCAGAGUGUACGAUGUAAACGGAUCCGACUUGCUCGUAAGACCAUUUCAUGCAACCGCAAAUUUCGAAGAGAGGAAGCAAUCAAAGAAGUUGAACAUCUUCAGCGUGUCAAGCAUUGCCACGUGGUUCGAGUUGUAGGCACGUAUGUUGUCAAGCAGAAUUUAUCGAUCCUCCUCUAUCCUGCUACAGAGUGGAAUUUAGAGACCUUUAUUGUGUCUUUGAAAUCGGGAGAGGAAGUCGCGCCCCGACGGGACCACCUUGUGGGAUUCGUACGUUGUCUUCUGGAGACAAUGAAUUUUCUGCACGAUUCUCUCAUAAAACACAUGGACAUCAAACCCAAGAACUUGCUUGUCCGAGAUAUUCGGCGCUCGGUCCUUCGAUCGAGAAUACCAGCACCGCUUAACCAUUAUAAGGUCUACAUUGCUGACUUUGGGAUCGCUCGCUCGUAUCGGUGCUCCGAGGACGCCGAGACCUCGGGCAGGACAUCCUUCACGAAACGUUAUGCUGCUCCUGAGGUGGUUGACCAAGCACCUCGUGGCUUCAGUGCCGACAUAUUUUCCAUGGGAUGUGUAUUUCUGGAAAUCAUUGCCGCUGUCUUCGAUACAGAGCUGGCUAGUAGUGAGCACAGCGAGGGCUCUUCGGCGCCACACGCUGAUGAGCUAGACAAGAUCCGUGAGAACAAUCCAGACUAUGAUGAUUCAUAUCAGGCGAACGUUACGGAAUUAAAAGCCUGGCUUGUUAGACUUGGUUGUCGACCCAAAGAUGGUGCCUUUUCUCCAAAGUUCUGCGCCUUGGUCGCCGCCAUGAUCAAUUAUGAGGCCCAUGAUAGACCGACGACUGAGGAUAUUCUGAUGUCCAGCUGGUUACCAAUUGGCUGUUCAGAUUGCCAUAGUGACCAGGAUCCGUUUGAGUCAGCGUCUCAAUCAAAUGAGUAA